Symbiodinium pilosum is the source of this 1510-nucleotide messenger RNA. The record is from the annotation of a GenBank genome assembly. Lineage: Eukaryota; Dinophyceae; Suessiales; Symbiodiniaceae.
GUCUCUGGACAAAGAUGACAGUGGCUCCGCCUCUAUAGAUGAGCUAGACCCAAGGAGUGCGGAAGUCCUGGCCCACUUCAAGGUUUGGGUUCACUCCCAAUUUGGGGGAGUGCGGGAAGCCUUCAACGCCAUUGAUUCGGAUCACACCCGCUUCAUCACGAACGCGGAGUUUACGGCUGCCCUUCAGAGAUUUGGCUUUCAACGCCCGACCAAGCAGCUCUUUAGCCAUCUGGACAAAGAUGGGAGCAGCAGGAUUGUCAUUGAUGAUCUGCUCUUCCUGGACAGCUGGAGCCCUUUGCCUUUCUUGUUGGUCGCCCCGAAUUUCAAGGCCAUGGCGGAAAUCAAGAAGCUGAUCCUCGUGCGGACGGGGCAGUACAUGAAAGCAUGGCGUCGCCUCCUGGACAAGGAUGCAACAAAUCGUUGCAACUGGUACGAGUUCAAGGAUGCAUGUCACGUCUUGGGCUACCAGGGUGAUAUUGCCGGGGCGUGGCGAGCCUUUGAUGAUGAUUUGUCGGGCUACAUAUCGCUCCGCCAGAUCGAUGAAGAGUCGGACAUGGUCUUGUCAAACUUCAGGCGCUGGUGCGUCUCGGAGUUUGGGUCAGUGAAGUCUGCCUUUGCCGUCUUCGAUUCCGACUGCUCUGGCAGCCUCAGCUUCCACGAAUUCCGUGCUGCAUGCCGGGUGUAUGGCUACGAUGGAUCCGCCAGGACCUUGUUCUCUGCUUUGGACGUUGACCAGCAAGGCACACUGACUCUGAAGGAGAUUUCGUUCCUGGAUGAUUGGGAGAUCCAAGCAGCCGAGAACGAUUUGGGCGAGUCGCAUCGAGCAGGCUUCGGGCCAUCAUCCAAGGCAGGCCAUGGGUCGGGCGUGCACAGCUUGAUCUCCAACCUGAAGGAUCAUCCUGUUCGGGCCCGCCGGGUGGCCAGGCGGAAGUAUGAGCUGCGCCAGCGAGCUGUUCCAGAAAUACCGCGCUUGCGUUUGUCGAGAACAGGUGAUGGGGAAUACAGCUGGUCCAUGGCUGAUCCUUGGCAGUCGCGGAGUGCCAGUGCGCGGCCGUGGAUGCCAUCGCAAGACCGAUCUCCAUCAGUGAAGAGUCCCACCUUUGAUCCGGACUUCAUCGGUGCGGACAUGGAUCAGGACCUGACUCUAUCGGAGAUGUCCACGCACGGCUUCAGUCUUGGGCCAGUUCCUUCUAUGGACUCGGCGAUUGCCUCCUUGGUGGAGAGGGUAGGGCUGCCAAGUACUUCCCCUUCAGUCUACGAAGGAUUGGUAUUGUCCGAGUCUGUGGCGCAGAGAGCGAAGUUCUCUGAUGCCAAGAGACCGCGCACCCAGCCGAACCCGAAGGUUCCCAGGAUUUUAUCCCGCCUGGAAGGUCUCGCCGCGGCCAAGCCGGGCCUGGACGAGCUUUUGUCCAACCCCAGAGUGGGACCCCCUUUGCAAGGCCUCAGCCGGAAAGCUCAGGUGGUGAUGAUUGGCUCCUCCUUUGCCAAGUCAAAGGCCUACUACAUGUGA